AUGAAACAAUUAGCAACUAAAGUAGAUGCUUUGGCUACUCAUAACAAAAUGUUGGAAACCCAAAUUUCUCAAGUAGCCCAGCAACAAGCAACUACCGCAGCCCCGACUGGAGCCUUCCGGGGUCAACCACAACCUAACCCGAAGGGUCAAGCUAAUGCUAUCACAUUGCAAAGUGGGACAGAGUUAGACGGACUCGCAGUUGAGAAGGUGAAACCAUACGUGCCUCCACCAUUAUAUAAUCCAUCAAUCCCUUACCCUCAAAGACUAGCUAAAUCCAAAACCGAAGGACAAUUCAGGAAAUACGUUGAACUAUUGAAACAACUUAAUAUUACCAUCCCUUUCACCGAAGCCAUUAGACAAAUGCUCUCAUAUGCUAAGUUCCUAAAAGAAAUCUUAUCUAACAAGAAGAAACUUGAGGACGAUGAGACAAUGACACUUAAUACAGAGUGUAGUGAUAUCAUUCAAAAUAACAUGCCACCUAAACUAAAAGAACCUGGCAGUUUUUCCAUACCAUGUGUUAUAGGGAUGUUUGUAAUAGACAGAGCCCUCUGUGAUUUAGAAGUUAGUGUGAGUUUGAUGCCCCUUUCUAUCAACGAAAGACUCAAAUUGGGAGAAUUAAGACCAACAAGAAUGUAUCUUCAACUAGCUGAUCGUUCUGCUAAGUAUCCCAUAGGAAUGCUAGAGAACAUUCCCGUCCAAGUCGGUCAAUUCUUUAUCCCUACCAAUUUCAUAAUAAUGGACAUCAAAGAAGAUUCUAACAUCCCAGCCAUUUUAGGAAGACCCUUCCUAGCCACUGUCGGUGCCAUUAUAGAUGUCAAACGAGGAAAAAUGACUUUCGAAGUGGGAGAGGAGAAAAUUGAAUUCAUUUUAUCGCAAUUUCUAAAAUCACCUGCCAUAGACGACAUGUGUUGUUUCAUGGACAUCAUUGAUGAGUGCAUCAAAGAAAUAAAAAUGGAACCAUCCGAGGAUACUGAAAUCCUAAAAAUACCAGCACCACUCAUUCUGAGGAUGACCAAUGGAAAGAACCAUACGUAG
Lathyrus oleraceus (garden pea) is the source of this 1035-nucleotide messenger RNA. RefSeq lists its product as uncharacterized. Bases 1 to 1035 code for a protein of 344 amino acids. NCBI's taxonomy places the organism in Eukaryota, Viridiplantae, Streptophyta, Magnoliopsida, Fabales, Fabaceae. The transcript is spliced from 2 exons. The record is from RefSeq and is a predicted model, not a curated record.